This is a messenger RNA of Erinaceus europaeus (western European hedgehog), 969 nucleotides long. RefSeq names its product olfactory receptor 7A10-like. Lineage: Eukaryota; Metazoa; Chordata; Mammalia; Eulipotyphla; Erinaceidae. The record is from RefSeq and is a predicted model, not a curated record. The transcript has 2 exons. The coding region runs from base 34 to 969 and encodes 311 amino acids. Gene Ontology annotation, cellular component: membrane. Gene Ontology annotation, biological process: G protein-coupled receptor signaling pathway. Gene Ontology annotation, molecular function: olfactory receptor activity; G protein-coupled receptor activity.
UUUCUUUCUUUCUUUCUUUCGUCACCUCUGUACAUGGAGCCAGGGAAUGACACACAGAUUUCAGAAUUUCUUCUCAUGGGAUUUUCAGAAGAUCCGGAACUGCAACUUCUCAUAUUUGUAUUUUUCCUCUUCAUGUACCUGGUCACUGUACUGGGAAACCUGAUUCUCAUCUUGGCUGUCAUCUUAGACUCCCACCUUCACACCCCCAUGUACUUCUUCCUCUCCAAUCUGUCCUUAGUGGACAUCUGCUUCACCUCCACCACCGUCCCCAAGAUGCUGGUGAACAUUCAGAUGCAGAGAAAGGCCAUCACCUAUGAUGGCUGCCUCGCUCAGAUAUACUUUUUCCUCCUUUUUGCUGGAUUAGACAACUUCCUCCUGGCUGUGAUGGCGUAUGACCGCUUUGUGGCCAUCUGUCAGCCCCUGCACUACACGGUCAUCAUGAGACCUUCACUCUGUGUAUUGCUGGUUCUGGGCUCCUGGAUCCUGAGUGCCGUGAAUUCUCUCUUGCAAAGCUUAAUGGUGUCAUGGCUUGCCUUCUGUACAGAGCUAGAAAUCCCUCACUUUUUCUGUGAGAUCAAGCAGGUGGUCCAGUUGGCUUGUUCGGACACUUUCCUCAAUGACCUGGUGAUGCAUUGUGCUUCUGGGGUAUUGGGUGGCAUUUCCCUGACUGGUAUUCUGUACUCGUAUUCUAAGAUUGCGUCUUCCAUAUGUGGCAUCUCAUCCACUAAGGGCAAAUAUAAAACCUUUUCCACCUGUGCCUCUCACCUCUCGGUUGUCUCCUUAUUCUAUUGCACAAUCCUAGGGGUUUAUCUUAGCUCUGCCACUGCUGCCCAUGGAUCACACUCAAGUGCAAUAGCUUCAGUGAUGUACACCGUGGUCACCCCUAUGCUGAACCCCUUCAUCUACAGCUUGAGGAAUAAAGACAUAAAGGGGGCUCUGAAAAGAUUCACUAGAGUAGCCACUAUAUAA